AUGAUGUCCCUUUUGCUUUUCAGCUCCCUGACGUUAUUAUUAUCAUCCUCUGUUUGCGAAGCCUCUGGCGUUCGAGGUGCCACCGUCAAUAUCAUCAAGGAUACCCCCAAGAACAGCGCUGACAUUGUCCGAGGCAUUCUCUUCUCCGAUCCACCAGAACAAGACGAAACUAACAAUGGUCGCCAGCUAACACUCUCAUCGAAUGGCCGGGACUGUCCCAAUGAACUCAAUAUCGACGUGGUCUGCAAAGGAGAUUGCGAUUUCGCCUCCCGUUCAUUGACUUGUGAAUCCAAAAUGUUUUUCUACCAUGGUGGACCCUGCCGGAACACUCCCGACACGGUCGCCGUGGCACGAACGAUUGCCGCCAACAGCGAUUCUGCCGCCGAUUGUCAAGACCACAAUGAAGGACCUCCCAUGGAUCGAGGCGAGACUGUCUAUGUGGUGAUUACCGAUACGCAAAAUCCCAACCUCACCACCACUCAAGAAACUACGGUGGGCGGCUACUUUUGGACCGACUUUGAAAACAUUCCCACGGGAAUGCCGGGAUGGAGUGAUAUUCAGAAUGUGACCUUUUAUUCCUCCAAUGUGACGACGGAUUACGACAAUAUGCUGCAAACCAUGCUCUUUUAUGCCCCCUGUAUGACGACGCCAUUGGAAGUGCUCGAUCAAGAUCAAAGUGUCCAACUUGUCGGAUUGGCCAUUGAUCCCGCCCUCCAAACCGAUUUGGAACUCCAAGUGGUUAGUAAAACGACACAAUCCUGGCAGUUGACCAGUGCCAGUGUGGCACUCAAUGUGGACCCCUACUUUCAAGGAUUGCCCGUGGUGGGAUUGCCCAACACGGUGUUUGAUCAAACGGCUCCUCUGGGUGUACCAUUUUCGGUGGAAGUGGGACACAACCAUUCACUCUCGGUUUUGGCAUAUGCAUCGGCUCUAUCGCUAGAUGGAUUGUCGCAAUGCACCGUCAGCACAAUGGUACAUUGGUCCAUUCCACCCCUGUUCUAA
Seminavis robusta is the source of this 1002-nucleotide messenger RNA. Lineage: Eukaryota; Bacillariophyta; Bacillariophyceae; Naviculales; Naviculaceae. The record is from the annotation of a GenBank genome assembly.